Messenger RNA from Anopheles nili, 627 nucleotides. RefSeq names its product probable insulin-like peptide 7 (gene Ilp7). The transcript has a single exon. The record is from RefSeq and is a predicted model, not a curated record. The coding region runs from base 1 to 483 and encodes 160 amino acids. NCBI's taxonomy places the organism in Eukaryota, Metazoa, Arthropoda, Insecta, Diptera, Culicidae.
AUGUGGUUACCGUUGGCGCUGUGCGUGCUGCUGGAGGUUGCCGAAACCGUGAGUGCGUCCGGUGGGCUGGACGAUGCCCUUGAGGUAACGUUCAGCGAACGCACCCGGGCGGAUUGGGAAAAGGUGUGGCACCAGGAGAGUCAUUCGCGCUGCCGAGAGAAGCUGAUCCGCCAUCUGUAUUGGGCGUGCGAGAAGGAUAUCUAUCGGAUUUCGAGACGGAGCGGAAACGACGGUGUCGUGAAACGGGGCAAUGCGGACGGGAACACGGUCGAGGACGGUGGUGGCAAUGCGUUGAUUCAGUAUCCUUGGGCGAUCGAACGUGAGCAGGCGUACUCGUUUCUGCGCACUAGACGCACCGGAAAACGUCGAUCGGGUGGUUCCAUAACGGCCGAAUGUUGCACCAGAACCGGAUGCACCUGGGAGGAGUACGCCGAGUACUGUCCCUCGAACAAACGAUUGAACCAGUACCGGCGUAAGAAGUGAGGUGGCGGAGUCCUUGGACGACGGGGCAAUAAGGCGGACAGGAUGCAUGCAGGUGGAGUCGAACGGGGUUAAUUCUCGGUAUUCUUGAUCAUCGCACGCAGCAUCGGUUGUAUAUGGCAGCAUACUGUUUUCUUUUUGUAAUUG